Molecule: messenger RNA, 5311 nt
Organism: Helianthus annuus (common sunflower)
Lineage: Eukaryota; Viridiplantae; Streptophyta; Magnoliopsida; Asterales; Asteraceae
Product: protein FAR-RED IMPAIRED RESPONSE 1-like
Exons: 12
Coding region: 1764-3989 (741 amino acids)
Source: RefSeq, a predicted model, not a curated record
CCCCGCUCAUCCCACUUCCCCAUACACAUCACUCUUAGGGUUUCUCAAACACUCUUCUCUCCCUCACCACCUCAAUCGCAGGAGAUAGAGAAACAAAAUGAAAGAACGCAAGAGUGAGAUACAGAGAGAUAAAUCUGAGUUUGAUGGUGCUACAGUCGCUCCGGCACGGUGAAGUCGAAUUGAACAGGCGAAUGACAGUGGUAAUGAAUCAGUUACAGCCUUCCAUGCGGUGGUGGUCCUCAAGAGCCACAUAAACAUCGUCUAUGGUUCAAAGGUUAAAACCAGGAGGAAGACGAUGACAGGAAAACCUAGCCUCCGCCUCCGGUGAUGGUGGCUAGGGUUUCGGUGAAGACUUUGACGAAGCUCCGUUACAGCUUCCCGAAAAUGGUUCUGCCACCUAAGACCACAACCAUCAUCUCAGAUUGAAUGAAGAGAUUGCGCCUAGAGAAAAGCAUGGGAAUGUUUUUCUGAGGGGGAUCAGGAUAGUUGGGUUUCGGCUUACUACGCGUCGGUGAUUCUUACAAGAGGAAAUGGAACGAAAGUCAAUGGCAGAUCAAAUUGAGAAAAUGGGAAUCAAGAUAGAAAACCAACAAAAGCAAUUUGAGGAAUUGCAAACUCAAUUUAACGCCAAAGUAGAAGAGUGCUCUGAUUUGAGCUGCAAACUUGAAUUUACAGAGACCACAUUGAACCAAACCAAUAAGGUGUUGGCUAAUACCGAGGAAACGCUGAAGAAGUGUAAGUAUGCUCUCAAGGAGCGAGAUUUCAUCAUACAAGAACAGAAAAAAGCAGAAAGUGCAUUGGCACAUCAAGCAUGUGUUCUUCGGGCUAACUUAGAAAAAUCUCUUCAGGACAAUGCAUCAUUGUUUUCGAAAAUUGGUAUGCAUUCUCUCUUGUGAAAAUAGUAUUUUAACCCCGUGCGUUGUGGUGACAGUUUGGUUAUUAGUGUCUGAGAGUCUAUUUCUGGUCCAUACAACCUUUAAUUUGGUUUUCAAAGAUUUAGACUAUUAUUGAAGAUAGUUAAAGGAACAGAUUGAAUAAAGAUCCUAUUUUGUUUUAUUCAACGAUUUAGACUUUUGUUGGAUUCCAACAACGAGAAAAGGAUUCUGAGCCUAAAUGUCCAUCUACUGGUUGAUUAUUUUGAGGCAAAUGGAAGGAGAGUUUGCACUGGAUAUCGAAGUGUUUUGGUUGAACGGAAUUCCUUCACAUCUCUGGUUAAAGAUCGUCUUUUGGGUAUUAAUAAUCUUAAAUCAAAGCUGCUAUCACCAGCUUUGCAGUCCGCAUUUGCCAGGUAAUAAAUGAUAUAUUAAUUUAUAACCAAAUGUCAGUUUUGACUUGUUUGCUUAGAGAUGAAAAUCCCAAAUGGGUCAAACUGUAUUUUUUUGAAGGAAACGGGCCGACGAUUGCUCAAAUUGUAUUUUUUGAUUUGUAAAAUCUUAAUGACUCAUUUUAAAUGGGUCUACAUAUUCCCACACCUUAAUGCCUAUUUCCACACCCUUGAAGACGCCUCGUAUAGACCUAUACGAGGCGUAUAGGGUUUCUUUUCCCGACCAGCUUCUCCAUCUCGUACAACGUCACAUCAAUCACAUCAGACGGGGAGUCUAGGCCUGUACGAGGGACCAAUACGAGGAUACUUCGACGCCUCGUAUAGGUCUAUACGAGGCGUCUUGCUGACUGAUUUGACUAUGAUGAGACUAUGUGUCUGACAUGACUUAAAGGCAUACGGGGAGUAAAGAGCUAUACGAGGCGUCUAUAUCUCACAUAAAAUGCAACAUACAGUGCAUUCUUGGUCCACACCCGAGCAUUCAACAAACACUCACAUUCACACAUUCUGUUUGGUCCACACUCGAGCAUUCAACAAACACUCACAUUCACACAUUCUGUUUCUUCUUGUAUUUAUUCGAAAGACACUCUUGUUGUUUGUAUUUGCGUUCUUAUCAUCCCGGAGUGUUGAAAUGUCAUCAUAUUGGGACGACAACUAUAUAUUUGGGCAGUAUUCUAGCGAAAACUGGGGGCUCGAAAGCGUUCCGGAGUCUGGCGUUCCCGAUUCUAAUGAGCAAGAGGAGGUUGUGUCUAGUAUACAAGAAAAACAAAACAACCCGUUUCUAGAUUUGAACAAGCAUCCUCCUGUUGAUGAAACAGCCCCUGUAGAUGACUCAUACCAUGCUAGUGGAUACGGAGGAGACGGUGGAUACGGAGGAGACCAUGGAUACGGAGGAGACGGUAGAUACGGAGGAGACGGUGGAUUCGGAGGAGACGGUGGAUACGGAGGAGACCGUGGAUACGGAGGAGACGGUGGAUACGGAGGAGACAGUGGAUAUGGUGGAUAUGGUGGAUACAGUGGAUACGGUGGAUACGGAAGAGACGGUGAUCAUCAGCAAUUCAUUUCCCCGGGCACUCCUUACGUUCAUCAAAACAAUCCGGACGUUGGAGGAUAUGGUGGUUAUGGUGGAUAUGGUAGAUAUGGUGGUGAGGCACCUCCCAUCCUGGACAAUCCAUACUUAAAAAAACAGGUUUUCAACUCUUUAGAUGAACUAAAGAAACGGAUACAAGAAAUAGCAAACGCGGAUGGUUUCGUUAUUGUCACCCGUCGAUCAAUGAAAAUCAGGGGAAGAACCGGGAGGGUAUGGCUUGAAUGUGAUCGUGGUGGUGAGCACCAGAGUACAGCAACACUUAGAAAAGCUGGAAGCAAAAAAACCGGUUGCCCGUUUUACCUGCUGGCUGUCCGAAACCACCCGUAUGAAACCUGGGAGAUAAAAGACGGAACAAUUGAACAUAACCACGAACUUUGUGAGGACCUGUGGGCCCACGCGUUUGUGCGAAGGUUUACUCCAAGCGUAAUGAAACUGAUCAAGCAGCUGACAGCUCAAAACAUGGAGCCAUGCAAAAUAUUUCAAACGAUAAGGAAGCAGGACCCCAACAGGUUUCAUGUUCAGAAAGACGUUCAAAACAUUGUAGCGAAGAUUAGAGCCGAACAAAGACAAGGAUUGACUCCCAUGCAGUCACUAGAAAACGUGUUGAUAAACAACGACUUUAUUUACGAGACACGGGAGGAACCCGGAACAGAGAUCGUAACAGAGAUCUUCUUUCUUCAUCGGGACUCGAGAGUCAUGUGGCGUGCAUUCCCCCACGUCAUGCUGAUCGAUGCGACGUACAAGACAAACAUAUACAAUAUUGCCUUUAUCCAGAUUGUUGGUAUGACGCCUACCAACAAAUCGUUUAUUAUCGCGCAUGCCGUUGUUAGUAAAGAACGGGGUGAUAACUUUGUGUGGGUGCUUGAGAGGGUUAAGUCAAUGUUGGAUGAAUGUAUGGAGCCACGUGUGAUUUUAACGGAUAGAGACCUAGCCCUUAUGGGCGCGUGUGCUAAAGUAUUUCCGGACGCCUCCAGGCUUCUUUGCAGGUGGCACAUACAACAGAAUGUUAUGAAGCACUACAAGGGUGCCUUCACAGAUGAAGACCGGAAGAAAUUUUUGUCAUUCUGGGGGACACUGAUUGAGUCUCCAUCCAUACCCAUCUACGAGUACCACUUGCGCAACAUGCGAAAGCGACUUGUGCAGUGCAAACGUUCUAGAGUCUUCAAAUACGUGUACGAUAACUGGCUAAAAGACUAUAAGGAGAUGUUCGUCUUUGCGUGGACUGAUAAAAGGCGCAACUUUGGUAAUCGUACCACAAACAGAGUUGAGAGCCAACACGCCAACUUAAAGAGAUACGUCCUAGAUAGGAGCUCGCUGGACCGUGUUGUUGGUUGUGUCCGGGAUAUAGUUGAGACACAGUUCGGUGAAAUAAGGAAGACUUUUCGAGAAAGCAUCGAAAAAACAAUGAAACACCACAAACACCCGAUGUUUCAACACCUACUUGGAAAAGUAUCCCAUUUAGCCCUUGACUUGUUGCAUGGAGAGGCAAUUAGGAAGCUAGAUGUCUUGGAGCGCUUUCAUUCAUCAUGUGGUUCCAAAUGUGGCACAGCUGUGGGUUGCCCUGUGCUUGUAGGAUAGAAAAGUACAUGCGUGAAGAGCGUCCGAUUCAACUCGAAGACAUAGACGUCUUCUGGCGGAAACUUAACUUCCAAAGUUGUAAAUUGAUAGACGAUGACGUUGACGUCGUCGAAGAGCUAAAUAUUGUUAGACAACAAUUAGAGUCACACCCCCCAGCUCAGCAAAAAAGCCUGAUGUCAAAGAUUAAAGCGGUGUUGACUCCAAAGAAAUCUACCAAGAAAUCACCGGUUGUCCAACAAAAUACUCGUGGCCGACCAACAACAAAGCAGGUACAAGAAAGGUUGGACGAGGCCUCUCGUAUAGAUGAAGAAUUGAGGAGAAGCUCCUUGGGUGAUGCAAACACGUGCUUUGAAGGUUCACGACAAAGUAAGUACAAUAAACCUCGCCACAACUCGUACAUUCCGUCACAGGCCUCUCAACAGUCGGUUAUAAGGUCCCAAAAACCCAAAGCGAGCCUAAGUCGUUCAAAGAGUUCUAAGAAGAAAGAGACAGGAGGUGAUCACGGUUUUCCUUUAAUCAUUGGGGACGAGUACAUGGGAAUCAUCGAACGGUUUAAGUCUGCCAUUCCGCCAGUGUUCCAUCCGUACGUCUCGUGCAUACGAGAUGUGAUGCCGGACGAUCAUUGUGGGUUUCGGUCUGUGGCUGUGGGCUUAGGUAUGGAUCAGAGUUCAUGGGAGCUCAUUCGAAGGGACCUUGUCCAAGAAAUGGAUCAGAACGAAUCGAUCUGGUUCCCAAUAUUUGAAGCAUGGGAAGAAGGUUAUUUUUACACGCAUCGUCAGGGCCUAAUUUGGGAUUCAGUGGCCGGUUGUGGGGAGGAUCACUGGAUGGACUUCCCCUUAGCAGGAGUUCUUAUUGCACAAACGUACGGUAUCGGGGUGCACCUGUUAACGACAACCAUGGGUGCAAGUUCCACUUACUUCCCAAUACUAAGUCCUCCGGCUAAUCAACAACCAUUAUUCAUUACGCUUACACAUGUUAACGAGAACCACUUCAUACAUGUUAAGCUGGAAGGGGAUUAUCCUAUGCCACCAGCAAACGGGCUAUGGUUGACCCACCGAAGACCCCAUACGGAACAAUGGGAAGAUAUGUACUUGCCACGUCUAGAAUGGUAUACAUCGAUAAUGAAUCCUCCGCCAAGAUCAAACCCCAGUCUUAAUUACAUAGAUAGUUAUACGGAAGAAUGAUUUUUGUAAUUAAUAGUAUUUUUUGUAAUUAAUAGUAUUUUUUUGUAAUUAAUAGUAUUUUUUGUAAUUAAUAGUAUUUUUUGUAAUUAACAGUAUUUUUUUGUAAUUAAUAGUAUUUUUUGUAAUUAAUAGUAUUUU